AUGUCCGAACCGUCGAAUCGACCUCGUAAAUCUACGUCAUCAACAAGCAGGUCCAGCGGUGGCUCUAGCAACCCUGCAGUUGCUCUCAAUAAACUACUUAAUGCACCCCGUCUAUCAGCCACCAAAUUUCGAACCAAGGAGGAUGUUGAUGAUGGGCUUAAAAAGCUCCGUCGGUUGAUAUUGUUGGGUGGAAUCCCAACUUCUGAGGAUUCUUCGUUACGCCCCCGCAUUUGGAAGCUACUACUUCGCGUCGACGGUCCUCUGGCCGGUGAUACCUACAUUCAAUAUAUCGCCCGAGGGGCUAGUCCGGACAGAGAAAAGAUUAGGAAUGAUACCUUUCGAACCCUUGCCACCGACAUGGAGUUCAAGUCCCGAGUUAGGGAAGAUAUGUUGAUCCGUCUGUUAGAUGCAUUUGUCUGGCGAAAUCAUGAUCGACAGUCUCCUACCCAGUUACCCUUUCGAUACGUACAAGGCAUGAAUGUGCUUGCUGCUCCCUUCCUAUACACUCUUUCCUCCGAGCUUGAAGCCUUCCAUUGUUUUUCAAGAUUUAUCGAAAUUGAAUGCCCAUUGUAUGUUCAACCGACACUAGAAGGAGUUCAUCGUGGGUUAAAGCUCUUGGAUCGAUGUCUACAAAUAGCCGACCCGGAGUUGUUUCAGCACCUUCGGUCCAAGAAUCUGAGCGCGGAGAUAUACGCGUUUCCCUCUGUGUUGACACUUUGUGCGUGUACUCCACCUUUGGCUGAGGUGCUCCGCCUCUGGGACUUUCUCCUAGCAUUCGGCGUGCAUCUGAAUAUCUUUCCCAUGAAACUACUGCGCACAUUCCCGCCUCUUCAAGCACAACCUGUUAUCGAAAUUGCCGUUGCAUUGGUGAGGGAUCUUCCCGUCGAGUUGUAUGAUGAACUGGUAAGGCAUCCGUUUGAGAUUGAGCUAUGA
Molecule: messenger RNA, 933 nt
Organism: Rhizoctonia solani
Lineage: Eukaryota; Fungi; Basidiomycota; Agaricomycetes; Cantharellales; Ceratobasidiaceae
Product: Rab domain cell division control protein
Exons: 8
Coding region: 1-933 (310 amino acids)
Biological process (GO): activation of GTPase activity
Molecular function (GO): GTPase activator activity
Source: RefSeq, a predicted model, not a curated record